AUGGGCAUGGGCAAACGCAUCUACCUCUUUAUUGCCCCAGACGCUAAGAAAGACGAAGACGGCCGUGACAACUUCAACUCCCGUGCGCAGUUCAUUCUCUGCGCCAUGGGUGGUGCCGUCGGCCUCGGAAACCUCCUUCGAUUCCCCUCCGUCAUCUACAACAACUACGGGCUGCAGUUCUUCAUCCCUUACUUUAUAGCUUUGUUCCUGAUCGGUAUUCCCAUCCUCACACUCGAGAUUGUCAUGGGCCAGGCCUAUCGAGCCGGCUGCGUGACCGCGUGGAACAACCUCAACCACCGGGCCAAGGGCGUUGGGUUUGCCAUGGUCUUCAACGGUUAUUCUGUUGUCGGUUAUUAUGUCCCCAUCCUAGCCUGGGCCAUGUCAUAUUUCCGGCGUUCUUUCACCAGCCCCCUGCCUUGGGCUGGUCAGAACACCCAGGACUUCUUCUACGACGAUGUUGUGCGCAACCAAGCACCCGUCGGCGAUAAAGAUGAAGGAGACAUGCUCUUUUAUCCUGGCACCGGCAUCGUAGGGGAGACUGCCGGAUGGACCUUCUUCACCUGGUUCAUUGUCUGGAUGUGCAUGUUCAAGGGCGUCGGACUGACCGGACGCGUCAUCUAUUUCACCAUGGCCAUGCCGUUGAUCAUGAUCUUGAUUUUGGCUGUUCGAUCCUUGUCGCUCCCGAACGCGUCCGAAGGCUACCGACUCUACCUUGGCGUCUGGCGGACCGAGUCUCUCCAGGGGCCUGGUGUCUGGCAAGACGCUUUUGGUCAGAUGUUCUUCUCCAUUGGUGUCGGGUUCGGCUACUUUACCUCGUACGCAUCUUACAGCUCCAAAUACUCCAACGCCGUGCAGGACGCUUUCAUCAUUGCUCUGAGCAACUCGGCAAUCGAGAUCAUUGCCGCUCUAGCCGUCAUGGGCAUCAUCGGAUUCUUGCAAAUCGAGCCCGACCCUACCAACCGACUCGGCACCUUCAGUUCUGGUUUCUUCACCUAUCCGGAAGCCCUUGCCCAGAUGCCGGGUGCAAACUUCUUCUCGGUUGUCUUCUUCAUGACUCUCUUCCUUCUCGGUCUGACUUCCGCAUUUGCACUAUUCGAAGUCCUUGUCACCAUGAUCUGCGACACUGACUGGGGUAAGCGAGUACCUCGUUGGGUCGUGGCCACUGCCGUUGCCAUCAUGUCAUUCCUCAUCUCGUUGAUUUACUGCAGCGAGUUUGGAUUUUACUUCCUGGACGGCAUAGAUACAUUUGUCAACGACCUGGCUCUCUUCUUCACCGUCUGGUUUGAAUCCUUCUUCGCCACCACUCUGUACCGCUGGAGGGAUCCCGUGGACCAGGUCGGAUACGUCAGCUACUGUCUCUUCAACGGCGGCUACUUCCUGGCCCACUUUAUCGGCAUCCUUGUUGGUCAUCUUGUCAGCCCCCCAGCCGGUGCCGGCGUGGCAUUCGGCAUCUUCAUUGCCGGUGCUGUCUCAUCUGCCUUCUUCGGCAAGACACCUACGGUGGCGGCCCCUAGUUUUUGGGGGCGUAGUACCGUUCUGAGCCGUUUCUGGUACUCUGCAUUCUAUUCGGGCAAUCAGCUUCGUCGCGACAUCAACGCCUCCAUCCUUACCGGCAAGAACUGGCGCCUUCACUGGGCCUGGCCCGUUAUUCUGAAAUACCUGACCGCACCCGCUGUGGGUCUUGUGUUCUCCUUCGCGUACUCCAAGUUCCGCGACGAAAAGUUCGCUCAGGACCCGGCCUACCUAUACUCUUUCAUCCUCUUCCACAUGGUCAUGGUCUUUAUCGUCGGCCUGUUCAUAUUCCCACGGUUCUUCAACUGCCUCGUUCCCGCGCGAAGGCUCGAGGCCGGCGAGGGCAAGUACGCCGUUGCACCUCAGGUCUUCAUCGGCGAGACCGUCAUGCUCUCUUCGGGUGGCAUUGAAGAGGGCAACAGUAUAGAAGGGCGGCGGACGGACAGCGACGGGGCGUGGAAUGAGCCCGCUGUGACGCAGGAGAAGCCUAGUCACGGUUGA
Molecule: messenger RNA, 2013 nt
Organism: Verticillium alfalfae VaMs.102
Lineage: Eukaryota; Fungi; Ascomycota; Sordariomycetes; Glomerellales; Plectosphaerellaceae
Product: creatine transporter
Exons: 2
Coding region: 1-2013 (670 amino acids)
Biological process (GO): sodium ion transmembrane transport
Cellular component (GO): membrane
Source: RefSeq, a predicted model, not a curated record